Centruroides sculpturatus (bark scorpion) is the source of this 2091-nucleotide messenger RNA. RefSeq names its product papilin-like. NCBI's taxonomy places the organism in Eukaryota, Metazoa, Arthropoda, Arachnida, Scorpiones, Buthidae. Bases 1 to 2091 code for a protein of 696 amino acids. The transcript is spliced from 20 exons. The record is from RefSeq and is a predicted model, not a curated record. Gene Ontology annotation, molecular function: serine-type endopeptidase inhibitor activity.
AUGUCUCGUUAUUACUAUAAUAUUGCUACUGACAAAUGCGAACUUUUCAGUUUUGGUGGAUGUCCCGGAAACGGCAACAAUUUCGAAACUUUACAGGAAUGUUGCGAUGAGUGUCAUGCAACAAAUUUGGAAUGUCAACAAUCCAAAAAAUAUAUACAGGACAUUAUCGACAGUCAAUUAAAACCAAGUGAAAAAAGCAUUGAAAUGUGUAAAACAUCAAAAGCUAUGAAUACAGAAGUGGUUUGCAUCGUUAUGUUAAUUAUUUCCAUCAAUACCGAUGCCACAAGAUAUAAUAUACCAAUAAAGUGUCAUCUUCAGCCAGAUUCAGGACUAUGUCUCGCAGACAUGCCUCGUUAUCAUUAUAAUAUUGCUACUGACAAAUGCGAUCUUUUCAGUUAUGGUGGAUGUCCCGGAAACGGCAACAACUUUGAAACUUUACAGGAAUGUUGCAAUGAGUGUUCUGCAACAAAUUUGGAAUGUGAACAAUCCAAAAAAUAUAUACAGGACAUGAUCGACCGUCUAUCAAGACCGAGUGGAAAAAGCAUUGAACUGUGGCAACAUAUAUAUCUGCGUGUCACGUCUAUGAAUACAGAAGUGGUUUACGUCGUUAUAUUAAUUCUUUGCAUCAAUACCGAUGCCAUAGAAAGACCAGUGGACUGUCAAUUUCAGCCAGAUCCAGGACCAUGUAACGCAACAAUGCCUCGUUAUUAUUAUAAAAAAUUUACUAGUAAAUGCGAACUUUUCAUUUAUGGUGGAUGUGGCGGAAACAGCAACAAUUUCCAAUCUAUAAUGGAAUGCUGCCGUUUUUGUUUUCCAAUAUCAAAUGCUAUGAAUACAGAAGUGGUUUGCAUCGUUAUAUUAAUUCUUUGCAUCAAUACCGAUGCCACAAGAUAUAAUAUACCAAUAAAGUGUCAUCUUCAGCCAGAUUCAGGAUGUCUCGCAUACCUGCUUCGUUAUUAUUAUAAUAUUUCUACUGACAAAUGCGAACUUUUCGGUUAUGGUGGAUGUUUCGGAAACGGCAACAAUUUCGAAACUUUACAGGAAUGUUGCGAUGAGUGUUCUGCAACAAAUUUGGAUUGUAAACAAACCAAAAAAUAUAUACAGGACAUGAUCGACCGUCAACCAAAACCGAGUGGAAAAACUAUGAAUACAGAAGUGAUUUGCGUCGUUAUAUUAAUUCUUUGCAUUUAUACCGAUGCCUUUGGAAAUAAAGUACCAAUAAACUGUCAUCUUCAGCCAGAUGAAAGACCGUGUAGCCAUACAAGGUUUAGUUAUUAUCAUAAUAUUUCUACUCGUAAGUGCGAACUUUUUCGUUAUGGUGGAUGUCUAGGAAACGGCAACAAUUUCGAAUCUUUACAGGAAUGCUGCGAUCGUUGUUCUGCAAUAAAUUUGGAAUGUGAACAAAUCCAAAAAGAUAUACAGGAAUUGAUAGACAGUCCACCAAGACCGAGUGGAAACAGCACUGAAAGGUGGACUGGAGAUAGGGGUCAAAACGAAGAAAGACCAACAGACUGUCUAUUUCAGCGAGAUCCAGGACCAUGUACCGGAACAAUAGAUAAAAGACCAACAGACUGUCUAUUUCAGCGAGAUCCAGGACCAUGUACCGGAACAAUAGAUAGUUAUUAUUAUAGAAUUUCUAAUGGUAGAUGCGAACGUUUCGUUUAUGGUGGAUGUGACGGAAACAGCAACAAUUUCCAAACUUUACAAGAAUGCUGCGACUUUUGUGUUUCAAAAAGACCAACAGACUGUCUAUUUCAGCGAGAUCCAGGACCAUGUACCGGAACAAUAGAUAGUUAUUAUUAUAGAAUUUCUAAUGGUAGAUGCGAACGUUUCGUUUAUGGUGGAUGUGACGGAAACAGCAACAAUUUCCAAACUUUACAAGAAUGCUGCGACUUUUGUGUUUCAAAAAGACAAAAGGUAUGUAAUCUUCGGCCUGAUAAAGGACCAUGUCACAGAUUAACACUUCGUUUUUAUUAUAAUGUUUUUACUCGUGGUUGCCUGCUAUUCGUUUAUGGUGGAUGUGGCGGAAACAGAAACAAUUUCCAAAAUUUAGAGGAAUGCCGCCGUUUUUGUGCUCCAAUUAAUAUGUAG